AUGUCUACAUAUCAUUCGCUUAAUGAUUAUCCCUUUCUUUUCCAAUUUCCUUUCCUUCCUUCUGUUUUUCUUUUCCUCGCUAACCCCACACCUCCCAUUCAAUAUCCCAACACGAAUUGGAAACCUUUGAUCACAUCCUUAUCAUUGCCCUACCCUCCAACACCGCUCAAAUCUUUUUCCCGCCACUUUUUUUUUUUUUAUAAUUCUAUUAUUUUAUCAUUGCGUCUCACCCUCUCUUUCUCUUCUCGAUUCAUUCAUUUGGUUUAUCUUUUUCCGCUUUCCCUUUUCUUUUGUUCUCUGGUUAAUCGAUUUGCAUGGGUUGAAUUGAUCAAAAAAUCUAUCUAUCUAUCUAUCUGUCUAUCUAUCUAUCUAUCUAUCUAUCAUAAAGACACUUCAAAAUCCAGUCGCUACCGCUGCCAUCUCUCUCAGGAUUAUCACCAACGAGAAAACACGACUGUCGAGGAAAGUGGUUGGGCAUCGUUCGCCAAAGUUAAAAUAGAUGAAAAACAAACAUCUAUCUAUCUAUCUAUCUAUCUAUCUAUCUAUCUAUCUAUCUAUCUAUCUCAGUCUUUUCAAACAUCUAUCUAUCUAUCUAUCUAUCUAUCUAUCUAUCUAUCUAUCUAUCUAUCUAUCUAUCUCAGUCUUUUGAAACAUCUAUCUAUCUAUCUAUCUAUCUGUCUAGAUAUCUUGCUAUCUAUCAAGCUUCUCAGCAAAUUAUCUAUCUAUCUAUCUAUCUAUCUAUCUAUCUAUCUAUCUAUCUAUCUAUCUACAAAAUGCUGA
This is a messenger RNA of Acanthosepion pharaonis, 780 nucleotides long. NCBI's taxonomy places the organism in Eukaryota, Metazoa, Mollusca, Cephalopoda, Sepiida, Sepiidae. The record is from the annotation of a GenBank genome assembly.